CCGCUACUGCCCGUGCCCUUGGACAGGCAUGAGCAGAGGGUCCAGUACUGCGUGUUCUGCCACCCCACUGCCCGGUACGGCCUCCCUCCCUCCCCUCAGUCCGCUUAGGUUAAUUAUAACUGACCUAAGUGCCCUCUGACGCUCUGCCUCAGCCGUGCCGGAGACGCAGCCACCAGGUCCAUGUCCCAGCGAUGCUCCCUGAGCACAUGCCCCCGUCCCACCCGGGCCCCUCCGUGCUCCUGCUGCUGCUGCUGCUCCUGCUCCCCACCUCUGCUUUCUUUCCCAACAUCUGGAGCCUUCUGGCUGCUCCCGGCUCCAUCACCCACCAGGACCUGACCGAGGAAGCGGCGCUAAAUGCCACCCUGCAGCUCUUCCUGGACCGGCCACCCCCAGGGCGGCCACCCCUGCAUCUGGAGGACUUUCUGGGCCGUACCCUCCUGGCCGAUGAUCUCUUUGCUGCCUACUUUGGACCUGGCUCUCCGUCCCGUCGGUUCCGAGCAGCCUUGGGGGAGGUGACACGCGCCAAUGCUGCCCAGGACUUCCUGCCGACUUCCAAGAAUGACCCUGACCUGCACUUCGAUGCUGAGCGGUUGAGCCAGGGGCACGCACGAUUGGUGGGGACCCUGCGGGAGAGCCUGGCCGCAGCCCGUGCCCGGGACUACCCAUUGGCCCGCCAGCGCCUUGGGGCUGCGCUGCACGCCUUGCAGGAUUUUUACAGUCACAGCAACUGGGUGGAACUGGGGGCGCAGCAGCCACACCCUCACCUCCUCGGGUCCAGGCAGAAGCUCCAGCGCCUGGCACAAGUGGGUGACCCCACCUGCUCUGACUGUGAAGAAUUGAGCUGUCCCUGGAAUUUGCUGGGCUUUCCACUCCUCACCUCUGGCUACUUUGGAACUCAUCCUCCCAAACCUCCAGGGAAAUGUAGCCAUGGGGGCCAUUUUGACCAGAGCAGCUCUCAGCCACCACGGGGAGGCAUCAACAAAGACAGCACAGCCCCGGGCUUCUCCCCGCACCACGCACUGCACCUCCCAGCUGCAAAUCUGGCCUUUCUGGCAUCCAUCCAGGCCUUCAGCUUCCUGCGGAGCCACCUGGGAGACAAGGGUUUCUCCAGGCUGCUAGACAUCACCCCAGCCUCUGGCCUGAGCUUUGUUCUGGACACCACAGGUAGUAUGGGUGAGGAGAUCAACGCUGCCAAAAUUCAGACUCUCCGCAUCGUGGAACAGCGCCGGGGCAGCCCCAUGGAGCCCAGCUACUAUGUCCUGGUGCCUUUCCAUGACCCAGGGUUUGGUCCGGUCUUUACAACCAGUGAUCCUGACAACUUCUGGCAACAACUCAAUGAGAUCCAUGCCUUGGGGGGUGGAGAUGAACCCGAGAUGUGCCUUUCCGCCCUGGAGCUGGCCCUGCUGCACACACCUCCACUUUCAGACAUCUUUGUCUUCACUGAUGCCUCCCCCAAGGAUGCCUUUCUUACCAACCGAGUGGAAUCCCUGACCCAGGAGCGGCGUUGCAGAGUAACAUUCCUGGUGACUGAAGAUCCAUCAAGAGUUCAGGGUCGAGCUCGACGUGAGAUCUUGUCCCCUUUGCGUUUUGAGCCAUAUGAAGCAGUGGCCCUAGCCUCAGGAGGAGAGGUGAUUUUCACCAAGGACCAGUACAUUCAGGAUGUGGCGGCCAUUGUUGGGGACAGCAUGACUGACCUGGUGACCCUUCCCCUGGAACCUCCUACUGUGGUCCCUGGGAGGCCACUUGUGUUCAGUGUGGAUGGACUGCUUGAGAGGGUCAUAGUUCGGAUCCAUGGAGAUGUCAGCAGCUUCUGGAUCAAGAACCCUGCAGGGGUCUCUCAGGGCCAGGAGGAAGGCAAGGGGCCUCUAGGUUAUACUCGCCGCUUUGGGAAGUUUUGGAUGGUGACGCUGAAUGAUCCCCUACAAAUGGGGACCUGGGAGAUCAAUAUUACAGCUGAGGGCACCCCCCGGGUGAGAGUGCAAGCCCAGACCUCCCUGGACUUCCUCUUCUACUUUGGAAUUCCCAUAGAUGACGGCCCCCAUCCUGGCCUCUACCCUCUGACUCACCCUGUUGCAGGUCUGCAGACCCAGCUCCUAGUAGAAGUUAUUGGACUUCCAUCCAGAGGCAACUUUUCCCACGUCAUCCUUCGAGGGGUGCCAGAGGGGGUUGAGCUGGGCCGAGUGCCUUUGGAGCCCAUGGGACCCAGGGAACGGGGUCUCCUCGCGGCCUCACUACCACUUCUGCCCACCCAGGGGCCCUUCUCCCUAGAGCUGGCAGGCCAGGACGGAGAUGGGCGGGGCCUGUACCGGGCAGCACCACAGCCCUGCACUGUCGUUCCAGUCCUUCUGGAGCUCUAUGGUCCCCAGGGUUUCUUGGCACCAGGCAGCAAGGCCCCUCUCAGUCUCCGCAUUGCCAACUUUGCCAGCCCUCAGGAUCUUGAUCUUAACGCUUCGGUCAACUCUCCUACCUUCACUCUCACCUCCAACAUUUCCAGGGUUCUCCUGGAACCAAAUGAGUCUGCCUGGGGCCGCCUAUGGCUGGAGGUUCCAGACUCAGCCACCCCAGAUUCUGGGGUGAUGGUGACAGUGACUGCGACAGGUCGCAGUCCAGAGUCCCAGACUCAUGCCUUCCUCAGACUCCUGGUGUUGGCCCCAGCCCCACAGGACCAGCUUGCUGUCCUGCCCCAUUCGCCUGGCCCCGCCUUCACAGCCAGCCCAAAGUUUGGUCCUUCCCCUUUGGUGACUCUGGACAGGGCUGAGAGGGAGUUGGCAGGCAACCUCUGGUGGAGCAUAGCGGGAGGGGUGCUGUUCCUGCUUGGCCUGGCAUCCUGGUGACACGACAGCCUCAGAGGACUACCUCCAACACGAUUUCCAAUCUUGCUCUGUUGGUGAGAAGGUAAUAUGGGCCUCAGGAACCUUCCAGCUGGGAUGGAGGCGUUCCUUCGCAUGCACUUGUCCCUUAUCUUUCUCAUCAAAACUGGGAGAGGAAGCAAUGGAUUUCCCAGAGUGCACUUACCCUGACCUUUAGAGGAACCAAACCAAAGAUUCAUUCUUGGAGAAAGUUGUUUUCUAUUUCUCUGGAGCAUCAAUAUUCUACUACUGUUUCAUUCUCUCUGAAGCUCAGGUAGAGGUAUAUGGGGAAAUUGUGUCUGCGAGUUGGGUAGGAGGAUAUUACUAAGGAAGUAUUAUUUUAUAGAACUUUUUAUUUAUAAUUCUGGAGAAGCUAUUUUAUUUUUGUAUUCAAAGUUGGAGGACAAGGGUGAUAGUACAGCGUAAAGCCGCCUUGCACGCGGCUAACCCAGGUUCGAUCCCUGUCAUCCUAUACGGUCCCCUGAACACCGCCAGAAGUAAUUCCUGAGUGCAGAGCCAGGAGUAACCCCUGAGCAUCGCCGGGUGUGACCCAAAAAAGAAAAAAAGAAGUUGAGGUAUAAUUUCAAUAUACGUGUCUUUUCCCCAGGGAUUUAAAAGAAAUAUGUAGGGCAGAGUAAGAACAUAAGACACUGAGAAGAUGAAAUGAAAAUUUCAGGAAUGGAGAAGAAAUUUGUCACCAAGACUAGUUGGCCCACCACGUUUAGCUGUUAAGUCAAGAAAUGAAAUAAGGAGGCUGGGAGUUCUGACUCAACCUCCCAAGUUAUCACCUAAGGGGAAUGAGAAGAAGCCUUCAACGGGGGUAGGGUCCCUACUCCUAUAGGCCGAGCCAUCUUCCCUUUAGACUGAAUGACUUCUUUCUGCUGCCUUGACAACUCCUGGAAAUGAGAAGCUAAACAGUCUGGGAAUCUACUCCUCCCCUGCAGGACUGGGACUUCUCACCUUCCCACCCCACCCCUGCACUCCUCUAACUCCUCUGAUCCCCUCCCCCAUUUAAACACACACUUUUUCUUUUGCUGCUACAAUUCUGCUCCCUUGCCUUACCUUUCAAUCCUGGAUGGCACAGAACUAGCCUUGUUCAAGAGAAAUAGAGAGCACUGGAGAAAAAUUGGCUGUUUUAUGAAAUAUAAACCAACGUUGACCUCAAGUCCCCUCUCUGCCCCCACUUCCCUACAAGUCUAAACUAAAAAUAAACUCACCUUUCACUGAA
Sorex fumeus (smoky shrew) is the source of this 4077-nucleotide messenger RNA. It is a transcript of the gene VWA7, whose product is annotated as von Willebrand factor A domain containing 7. The coding region runs from base 192 to 2834 and encodes 880 amino acids. The transcript is spliced from 17 exons. NCBI's taxonomy places the organism in Eukaryota, Metazoa, Chordata, Mammalia, Eulipotyphla, Soricidae. The record is from RefSeq and is a predicted model, not a curated record.